GGACAGAGAUAGGUUUCUUUUGGGUGGCAACAGGGUCACUGGGUGGCAGUGUGUUUUUGAGGUCUUUUUCGUGUUCUCGCAUUGUGUUUUAAGUAUUGUUUUUAGGUUAUAUUUUAUCGGACUAUGGUGAAAUCGUGUUGUGCGUUUAACUGCACAGAACGUGCAAAUGGAAGCAAUCUUGUGUCAUUUCACAGAUUCCCCAAACAUCCCGAAUUACGCCAAAAAUGGAUUAGUGCUAUAAAAAGAGGGGAUUUUACACCCAAUGAAAAUACCCGUAUUUGUGGAAAACACUUUCGAGAAUCAGAUUACAUAAUCCAAUUUGGUAAACGACAACUGAAAAAAGAUGCAAUUCCAAGCGUCUUUAAUUUUCCCGCACAUUCGUGCAAAAAUGAAAAAAAUAGAAGAAUACUUAAGCGAAGACGUUUACUUUCAACAAGUGUGUCUGAAGAUACCAAUAAACAGACUGAAGAUUGUGUUUCUAGUACACAAGAAACAUUAGAAUUAGAAGAAAAUAGAAGAAUACCUAAGCGAAGACGUUUACUUUCAACAAGCGUGUCUGAAGAUACCAAUAAACAGAUUGAAGAUUGUGUUUCUAAUACACAAGAAACAGUAGAAUUAUGUCCUCAGCCGAUUCCCCAAACAUUAUUAAAAAGAUCACCUUUAGAAGAAGCACAGGAGUUAAAGAAAUUUAAACGAAACGAACGCGAACCUGUUUACUUCGGCGACUAUAAACUAGCUAAUUUGAAAACUAGUGAGGCUAAGAAAUUAUGGCACAUCGCAAGAAACCAAAUUAGCAAAUAUCGGACCACAAUUAAAACUUUGAGGGUUAAACAACAUCGUUUAAUUAAAAAAGUAAAAUCUUUGGAUGAUUUGGUCGACCAAUUAAAAAAAUCGGUCUAAGAUUAGUUAGACAGGACUUCUUUCGCCCAUAAAACUUGUCAAAACCAGUUUUCAUUAAAAGAUGUUUGUAAUUCAUAAGAAAACGUAUUAAUUACCGUUGAAAUGAAGCGUUUCUUACCACUCAGUCAGCUAUCCUUUCCCCACUUACGCAUAACCAGUCUAGCUAUUUCUCUCUUCUGUAAGAUACCAAAUCAGGUUUAUGCAACCAAACAUACACUAGGCAGAUGACGCCCUACAUCA
Molecule: messenger RNA, 1140 nt
Organism: Zophobas morio
Lineage: Eukaryota; Metazoa; Arthropoda; Insecta; Coleoptera; Tenebrionidae
Product: THAP domain-containing protein 2-like
Exons: 6
Coding region: 124-900 (258 amino acids)
Molecular function (GO): sequence-specific DNA binding
Source: RefSeq, a predicted model, not a curated record